UAAUACUAAAAAAAAAAAGUAGUUUUUAAAAUUGUUUCCCCUUGGUCCUUGGUUCUCAAUCUCAAACAGCUUUCUUCGCGGGCAAAGUUUCGCAAAUAAACGAAAAAUUGUGUCGAUCUCGCAAUCAAUCUGGUUGAUGCCCGAUUGUCUCCGUCACUCACUUUCUUCAAUAUGGAGGAGCAGUUCAUACUAAGAGUCCCGCCUUCUGUUGCAGAGCGUUUAGAUCGUCUUUUGAGUGAAAAUACUCCUUCUGACGAAGAUCAAUCAUUGGAUUUGUCUUUUUCUGAGGAUGGCAGAAGUAGCACAUUUGUCAUUGGCAAUGACCAUUUCCCUGCUUCUCUCUUGGAGCUUCCUUGUGUUGUGGAGUCAUACAAAACUUAUGAUGAUUGUGCACUAGUCAAAACUGCAGAUAUUGGUCAGAUGAUUAUGGUUAGAGAAGCAGGUGACAUUGCUCCAGAGAUAGUGGAGUCCAGACAUGGACUCAAUCCUCCUAUGAGGGAUGCUCGAAAACGACGAUUUCGUAGGGAGCCAGACUUAAAUCCUGAGCUUGUCCAGCGUGUUGAGAAAGAUCUGCUGAACAUCAUGGCUGGUGGAACUGUUGAAAAUGCUGAUGUUGAAGUGAAUGAGCAAGAGGAAGAUGGCAAUCAGAAUGCCUGUACUGCAAUUAAGAAAACCUCACCUGCACCUGCAGCAAAGCUUGAUAUUCAAGAGGCAGCAGCUAAUGCCGAGGAGCCUGAGAGAAGUGAUUCUGAUGAAUCAGAUGAUUCAUUGUAAUUUUACACAUUUGUUGAAUUUUUAUGGCAGUCAAACCGCACAUGGUGCACUGAAAAUUGAAUUUGAUUUGGGAAAUACCUCCAGUUCCUCCAAGAUGAAAGCUUACGUCAUUGAAACUAAAUGGCAACACAGAUCAUAGUAUCAUAGAAUAUGACAGACUUGUGGUGCAUUUAGUUGAAUAUGAUAGUAUGAUCAUAUAUUAGCCUAGCAAGACGGUAAUAAAUGAGAAUUACAUGGACUUGUAAUUA
Molecule: messenger RNA, 1022 nt
Organism: Hevea brasiliensis (rubber tree)
Lineage: Eukaryota; Viridiplantae; Streptophyta; Magnoliopsida; Malpighiales; Euphorbiaceae
Product: transcription initiation factor TFIID subunit 7
Exons: 6
Coding region: 172-774 (200 amino acids)
Biological process (GO): RNA polymerase II preinitiation complex assembly; transcription initiation at RNA polymerase II promoter
Cellular component (GO): transcription factor TFIID complex
Molecular function (GO): RNA polymerase II general transcription initiation factor activity
Source: RefSeq, a predicted model, not a curated record